Molecule: messenger RNA, 1097 nt
Organism: Nezara viridula (southern green stink bug)
Lineage: Eukaryota; Metazoa; Arthropoda; Insecta; Hemiptera; Pentatomidae
Source: the annotation of a GenBank genome assembly
CAGAGAGGAAACUGUUUGUUGGAAUGUUGUCAAAGAAAUAUAAUGAAAAUGAUGUAAGACAAAUGUUUGAAACGUUCGGUGCCAUUGAAGAGUGUACAGUGCUCAGGGAUACUUCUGGGCAGAGUAAAGGUUGUGCCUUUGUCACUUUUACCUCGAAGCAGUGCGCAAUCAACGCCAUUAAAGCAAUGCAUCAUUCUAAAACUAUGGAGGGAUGCUCUCUGCCUUUGGUGGUUAAAUUUGCCGAUACUCAAAAGGAAAAGGAUCAGAAGAGAUUGCAACAAAUGCAAGCAAACCUCUGGAAUUUGGCUGGAGUCAGUUUGUCGCCUCAGUCCUACCUCACUUCUAUCCCACAGCAGACUGAUCCCAGUAGUUCCUGUUUGACUCCUCUUCAGUUACUUCAACAUCUUCAAACCAAUAAUGUCCAACCUAAUAUUGGAACCCAACUUCUUCUUCAUAAUUCGGCAGCAGGUUUACAGGGACUGGCUGCGUUAAAUGGCUCAAAUCCUAAUUUAAGUGAUAUUAGUUCUUCUAACCUUCAAGGUUUAGCUGCACUUCAAGGUUUAGCAAAUAUGUCUGUAGCGAAUGGUACACCUAUGACGAUGCAGAAUUUAGUAACAUUGGCCGCGAUGACUGGUGCAGGGGCUGUUUCUCCUAAUGCACUGUCAAGCCUUGCAGGUACGACUACAGGUGGACCUACAAGCCUGAGUGCUCUAAGCUCACUGAAUGGUUACGCUCCUGCACUUUCCCUCUCUGACGCCUAUCAGCAGUUUACUUGUAUGCCAAAAGCCACAGUGUCGUACAGGCCCGCUGGUAAACAAAUCGAAGGCCCAGAAGGAGCAAACCUGUUCAUAUAUCACCUCCCUCAAGAGUUCACAGAUGCCGAUCUAAUUACAACGUUUCACCCGUUCGGCACUGUAAUAUCGGCAAAAGUCUUCAUUAAUAGACAGACAAAUGAAUCCAAAUGCUUCGGAUUCGUUUCGUACGACAAUGCACACAGUGCACAGGUCGCCAUUCAGAGCAUGAACGGGUUUCAGAUCGGCACAAAACGCCUCAAGGUGCAAUUGAAAAGGUCAAAAGAAGCGUCUCGUCCUUACUAA